CUUCAGCAAGACCAGACACCAGGACACUGCCUGCCAGCAUUUGGAAGAGCAAAUAGAAAGCACUUUUAAACAGGGAUUUCUCUUUGGACUGGACUGGGAUGCGGGCCAGAGAUCUUCUCCGCUUUGGCUUGCUCGUGUCCACAUUAUUCCUGCUGUGGUCCAUUGUAUCCAAAUCAACAGACAUUUUUAAGAGAGCAGAGAAUAUGAAAUAUUUUUUUGGGGUUCCAACAGCAGAAGAACAAGCAAACAUGAAUUUAGCCAAGCCCCCUAAACUGAAGCACAACUGCAACCUGCCAUCAACCUGUCCUGAUGAUCACUUUGCAUUCCACAUCAAAAGUGGGGUAACCAAUGUGAUCGGGCCCAGUAUUUGCUUCAACGGCCAAAUCAUUAUGAGUGGAGUAAAGAACAACAUUGGACAGGGACUCAACAUUGUGAUUGCAAAUGGUGAAACAGGGAAUAUUGAGAAGAGCGCUUUCUUCAACAUGUAUAAUGGAGACCCAAAAGAACUACUGGCAUUGCUAGAAGCAAUAAAACCUGGGAUGAUUAUUUUAGUUGCAACAUUUGAUGAUCCAGCUACAAAGCUGACGAAGGAGAUCCGGGAGGCAUUCUCCAAUCUGGGAAGCACUUCGAUCAAGUCGGUGAAGUUCAGGGAUAACUGGGUUUUUGCAGGAGCACUUGGAACACUCGGAAUGGAGGGGGAAAGUCCCUUUGAGAAGCUGCUGAAGAACAAUAAGGAGACAAACGUUUAUGAAGGUUGGCCCAGCAUGGUAGAAGUUGGCGGAUGCUUUCCCAAAAUUAUCUGA
This is a messenger RNA of Megalops cyprinoides (Indo-Pacific tarpon), 803 nucleotides long. Its product is annotated as protein FAM3C-like. NCBI's taxonomy places the organism in Eukaryota, Metazoa, Chordata, Actinopteri, Elopiformes, Megalopidae. The coding region runs from base 99 to 803 and encodes 234 amino acids. The record is from RefSeq and is a predicted model, not a curated record. The transcript has 10 exons.